Molecule: messenger RNA, 749 nt
Organism: Actinia tenebrosa (Australian red waratah sea anemone)
Lineage: Eukaryota; Metazoa; Cnidaria; Anthozoa; Actiniaria; Actiniidae
Molecular function (GO): calcium ion binding
Source: RefSeq, a predicted model, not a curated record
UCGUGUCGCUGUUGAAUACGUACCGUAUCUAUCAAUCAUAACGAUUAUUUUCCUCUUUGGGAUGGCAUAAAAGAAGAGAGAAAUAAUAGAAGAAGCACUUUGAUCUGAGACAGCAAAGAAGAAGGAAUACAAGACUCUUAACCACAGGAAACCCAACCAAGAAAUACUGAAUCAUGAAGACUCUGAUGCUCUUGGCAGCAAUUUGCCUUGUUCUCUGUGUUGUACUGCCCCAAACCGACGCGUUAUGCCUCAGGUAUCGCGUUGUAACAUGCGGUGUGAGGUACCUCAGUAACUGCGGCUGGUAUCGUGUCUGCUUAAGGUACUACAGAACUACAUGCUAUUACAAGAGAGACCAGAUCGAGAAUGACAAGGGAAAAGUUAAAAGUACGAAAAAAGGACCAGAAAAGGCUAUCCUUGAAAAGUUCCCGUACAAGUUCUCUACCUAUGACAAGGACGGCGACAAAAGUAUCACCUUCGAUGAGUUCCGAACAACCAUCUCUGAUGUGAAAAAGAAAACCGACCUUAAAAAAGUCUUCAACAGUGCUGACGAGAAUAAAGACGGAGUCAUCAAUUGUGACGAGUUCAAGCUGGCGCCAUGGGGUUUCUCAAAAAAGCCAGUUUGUGAUUAAAAGCGCUGACCAGAGCCGGGGAAUUCAGCAUGUCCAAAGAAUGCAUUUGUUCAACAGUAAUGAUUAAAAAUUGUAAGGCGGGCUAAGAAAAUAAGAUUCAAAUAAACUGAUUAAAUGAAA